This is a messenger RNA of Epinephelus lanceolatus (giant grouper), 1422 nucleotides long. RefSeq lists its product as uncharacterized. The record is from RefSeq and is a predicted model, not a curated record. NCBI's taxonomy places the organism in Eukaryota, Metazoa, Chordata, Actinopteri, Perciformes, Serranidae.
CUCGAUGCGAGAAAACGCAUCGGUGCCUCUGAGAUGUUGUUAAAUUCCACGAUAGAUACACACAAUAAAUAAAAAGAACUACUUUGGCUGCUAUUUAAAUGUGUUUAACACCAUGGAGGUUAUCGAGACAAUUGUGAUACAAAGUACUGAAGUGGAAGAAAAAGAGACGGUCGUGUCCAGUGUGGACACCGAUAAAACCAAAGCAGAAUUUAUAUGGACACUACAGGCUACAUGGCACCUUGUCAACACCAGACUUGAAAUGGACCAGGCUUUUGACCAGCCAGUAUGCAAGAAAAAGAAACUUUGGGAGAUGGUGGCAGAGAAGGUGAACGGCAAACUAAGGGAGUCAGAGGUCACUGAUGUCACUGUGAAGGCGUACGAGUGUGACCUCAAGUGGAGAAACAUGCUGGCCACAUACAGGAAGAACGCAGAAAGGGCCAAGAGGCUGGGGGUUGCCAGCGUCCACUGGGAGUUCUUCAAGGCCAUGCAUGAGGUCCUGGGUAAGAGCAGGGAGGAGAUCGAAGCCCAGCGAAGGGCCAAACUCAGUGGGACGAGAGUGGGCAAAGCCAUAGCCAGCAAGAGGUUUACCCCAAUCCUCCCUACACCUCCUGUGAUGGCUGCUCCCUGCACCGCCCGGCCUCCACAGGACGUCCUGCAGCUGUACAUGGAGCUGCAAGAGAGGAAGAUGAACAUGUGGGCCCAGCAGAAAGCUCUGGAGGAGAGGAAGAUAGAGGCUAUUAACAACCUGGCCCAGGCCAUCUCCAGCCUAGCUCAAAAGAACAGCACUCAGAUGACAAAGGAUGGACAUUAGGCCAAAGGAGACAUGAACUUCCAUGUGUGUUGUUAUGAAACAGCACGAGGAAAACUUAGUAUUUUGUUUUUUAGUUGUCAUGUUGGCACGUUUUUACUGUUACAGUUUUAGGAAUAGUUUGGCCAGUCUGACCUCUGUAGAACUUGACACAACAGGUAAAGCAGUUCAGAAAUGAACUAACUGUAAGCAGAUUACAUGACUCCUCAAAGUUGUCCUUUUCUGUUGAUGUCCUAAUUGUCACUUAUUUUUCUACCAAAGGAGAGGAGUGAAUUAUGGUUGACUGAUGUUGGAGAGUAAGAACAACUAAAAUGUUACUCACAAGGCACCAUAACAUCACUGUACCAGUUAUUAUUAUCAGAUGUCAACAACCUAUGCAAGAACAUGUUAUUUUUUAUGUGGGCCCCAUGACUGAACAAACUGACGCAAUGAUUAUGAUCAUUGUUCAAGAGAAGUCAAAGUCAGACUUAAACCUCUAUAUUAUAAACUAGUCUGAUAACAGUAUUCAUAGACAGAUGCACUUUCACUAUUACUGUAUUAAUCAUUUACACAUUAUCAGGCAGUAUGAACAGCUUCACUAUGUAGUGUAUUACAAUAAACAGUCCUGCAAUAAA